Salarias fasciatus (jewelled blenny) is the source of this 2593-nucleotide messenger RNA. It is a transcript of the gene atxn3, whose product is annotated as ataxin 3. The record is from RefSeq and is a predicted model, not a curated record. The transcript has 11 exons. NCBI's taxonomy places the organism in Eukaryota, Metazoa, Chordata, Actinopteri, Blenniiformes, Blenniidae. Gene Ontology annotation, biological process: protein deubiquitination. Gene Ontology annotation, cellular component: nucleus. The coding region runs from base 55 to 1086 and encodes 343 amino acids. Gene Ontology annotation, molecular function: cysteine-type deubiquitinase activity.
AAGAAGAAAGGGGCGGGGCUUGAGGUCAGAGGUCAGUGUUUGACAGAAGCUCUCAUGAUGGAUUCCAUAUUUCACGAGAAACAAGAGGGCUCCCUCUGCGCUCAGCACUGCCUCAACAACCUCCUGCAGGGUGAGUACUUCACCCCUGUGGACCUGUCCUCCAUUGCACAUCAGCUGGAUGAAGAGGAAAGGAUGAGGAUGGCAGAGGGAGGCAUGGCCAGUGAGGAGUACAGGACCUUUCUACAGCAACCAUCUGGGAACAUGGACGACAGCGGCUUCUUCUCAAUACAAGUAAUUAGCAAUGCUCUGCGAGUGUGGGGCUUGGAGCUGAUCCUCUUUAACAGUCGGGAGUACCAAAGCCUGAUGAUAAAUCCAAUAAAUGAAAAAGCCUUCAUCUGCAACUACAAAGAGCACUGGUUCACUAUACGCAAGCUGGGACAGCAGUGGUUUAACUUGAAUUCUCUACUGACGGGGCCAGAACUGAUAUCGGACACCUAUCUAGCUCUCUUUCUAGCGCAGUUACAACAAGAAGGUUAUUCUAUAUUUGUGAUCCGUGGAAACCUCCCUGACUGUGAAGCCGAGCAGAUUCUGGCCAUCAUGAGGGUUCAGCAGCAGCAGCGGCCGAGGCUCAUCGGAGAGGAGGAGGCUCAGACGAGCGCAGGCAGGUCAGCAGCUCUGGGUCAGACCGAGGUGGGCUUCGGGGUGGAGGACGAGGUCGUGGAUGAAGAUGAAGAGCUGAAGAAGGCGCUGGCACUCAGCAGACAGGACAUCGACGUGGAGGAUGAGGAGGCCGACCUCCGCCGGGCCAUCCAGCUCAGCAUGCAAGGAGCCGUGAUGAGCAAUAGAGCUUCAGAGUGUGAAGUGAGAAAUGUCCGGUCAGGGGGGCAGGCAGCCGGAGGACAAAGGGAGGGUCAGAACGAGACUCUGACAGCCGAGGAGCUGAGGAAGAGGAGACAAGCCUACUUCGACCGGCAGCAACAACAAGCUCAGCCAAACAUUCCUCAACACGACUCACAAUCAACAGGCGGCUCAGGACCAGGAAACCCCAGCUCGAAGGAGAACCAGCAGCAGCGGCCGAGCCAGUGAGGCGGCGAGAGGUUUCCUCCCGCUGUGACGCAGCGGUCUGGACCCACGGCUCCCGGACGGCGGCAGCUUCUGCUCCCUCUUCUAACCUUUUGCACAUGCGAGGACAGUCGGAAGGCGGACGCGUUUCCCCCGGUUAGUUCGCUGACGGGCUGCAGAGGAGAGAACGGCGAGGAAGAGACGGCGGCGCUCGGUGACGCUGUCAGGCUGGGAAAAGGGCGACCACAGCACGGAAGACGCAGUUAAUCCAAGUUUGCUAUUGCCUUUUUACCAUGGCGCCUUCGAUUUCUAUUGUAAACUCUUUUUCUAUUCUCUCUUUUUCUUUCUUUCUUUCUUUUUUUUUUUUUUGCUGGAAGGAAGUAACAUAGAAAAUUUGUGUGUUUACUUGUUUUUAGGGAACACACACACACACACACACACUCUGUUAUGGGUGUUCUACGAAAGCCAUAUGAGACCACACUGAAAGCUUUAUCGGUCACAGCCGCCUCCUGCCCCGGAUGGGUUUGUGGACCGUGGUGUAAACCCAGACGCCCGCUCUUCCAGAACGCCGCCCCGCUCCCCGACCCAUCCUCCUCCCAGCAGCACUCGCGCUCCUGGGCUAUUUAUUGCUGGCAGAUUAUUAGCGUUAGUGGUUUUUACUUGAAUCUUCUCAAGCGAAGGCUUCCUGUGUUCAAGCGUGUGACCGAGCUCCGCUUCGUUAGGCAUUAAGACAUAUCGCGUUAGAACGGCUCGCAUCCAAAUCCCGCCGCCACACGCCGACGUUAGGGCGCCGCUUCCUCAUGCAGAUUUCCGUCGCUCAUCCACAAGACAUUGUCAGGUAGCAGGGAACAAUUUCUAAACGGCUCAUCAUCCGUGCAACGUUAACUAUUCCAACCCGAUCUGAAACACUCAACCAGUCGGCCCACUAUUGAUUUCUUAUUCAGUAUUUGUCACAGAACAAACAGGAGUGGUUUAAAAUGGUUAUUGAAAUGAGUGAGAAUCCCCCCUUCCAGUUGAACUGCACCUCUGAUGAAGAUCAGAGCCGCCGUGUGACGUUCUGUUGAUCUGCUCUGAGAUCGCUGAAGUCAUGCCAGUCAUCUGAUGAUUGGUGACUUCCAAACAGAUUAAAGAGAAAAAUGAGAAUGAACUGAUAUUUUUUUAGAACUGAAAGUCACCACGAAAGAGUUUAAUGUAAAUAAAGUUUGACUCCUGAACAGCAGCUGUUUCGUGUUGAUCCAGAUCAACGCACUCAGUUUGUUUACAGUUUUUUCUGCGUAGAUUUAACUUGACCUCCACAAACAUCGUUAAACGUCAGUUUGAUUCGUUCUGCAGGAUGAACUGUUGUUUUUUGUUUUUUAUCUUAAAUGCACUUGUAAAUGAGUUUGAAAUGUUGGUAGUUUUUUUUUAUCAUCACAUACUUUACAUCGACUGCAUUCUUACAAUAAAUACUAAUUCAUCUUUUUUUUUUCCAUGUUAGCACAACACACCUUUUUAAUAUAUUGAUUUGUGUUUCAGGAUUAAAGUGAAUUCA